This is a messenger RNA of Oreochromis niloticus (Nile tilapia), 3104 nucleotides long. RefSeq names its product zinc finger protein 660. The coding region runs from base 36 to 1529 and encodes 497 amino acids. Lineage: Eukaryota; Metazoa; Chordata; Actinopteri; Cichliformes; Cichlidae. The transcript is spliced from 2 exons. Gene Ontology annotation, biological process: regulation of transcription by RNA polymerase II. Gene Ontology annotation, molecular function: RNA polymerase II cis-regulatory region sequence-specific DNA binding; DNA-binding transcription factor activity, RNA polymerase II-specific. The record is from RefSeq and is a predicted model, not a curated record.
UGUCCCGGAGGCUCCCGGCGGGGAGAAGCCGCAAAAUGUGCACCGUGCAGCUGCUGCGGGUGUUGGUCCACGAGCGGAUCAGCGCCGCCGCCGAAGACUUCCUGGUGCGGCUGGAGAAGGGAGAAGAAGCAGCCGAGCUCCCGGCGCUGAGAGCGCUGCUGACUGAGCGGUUGACGGCGGCCGCGGAGGAGAUCGUCGCUCUGCUGGAGAAGACCGUGGCGGAGUACCAGGACAGAAUGGAGCGCUCAGAGCGGGAGAUCUUCCGCCAGAGGAGGCUGCUCGAUGCCGUGCUCAAGCCCGAAGUCCGGCUGCACGCGGCAGUGUUUCCUUCAGAUGUUCAGCAGCUGUUGGGGAGCAAAGAUGAAGUUUCCCGUGAACACCAGAAGAGCUCCAGUCUGGACCCGGGGGAAGACCCAGUGCACCCACAGAUUAAAGAGGAAGAGGAAGAAGCCUGGGCCAGUCAGACAGGAGAACAGCUUCAGGACCUGCAGGUGGCUGAAAUCACCACGUUCACAUUCAGCCCUGUGCACGUGAAGAGUGAAGAUGAUGAGGAGAAGCCUGAGUCCUCACAACUUCAUCACUGCUGGACUGAGGAGAGCAGAGGCUCUGAGGGAGGACCAGAAGCAGACAGGAACUCAGAUCCAGAUCCACUGUUACAGCCUGUUAGUGAAGACAACUCUCUGGACUCGACUGAAACUGAUGACAGUGACUGUGACUGGACACAAACAAAGUCAGGUAGAGAUGUUAAAAAUCCUGACAGUGAUGUUGGCACUGCAGUCAAAGAGAGACCAUUUCCCUGCUCAUAUUGUGGGAAAAGAUUUAGCCUUAAGGGAAAUUUGAACAGACACAUAAGAGACCACACAGGAGAGAGACCAUUUCCCUGCACAGACUGUGAUAAGUCAUUUAAAGACAGUGGCUCCUUAACGGCACACAUGCGAUGUCACACUGGGGAGCAACCAUACAGCUGCUUGUUCUGUGGGAAAAAUUUCAGUGGGAGGGGAAACAUGACCAGACACAUGAGGAUCCACACAGGAGAGAAACCGUUCACCUGCUCAGUGUGCAAUAAAAGUUUUCAUGUUAAAGAACAUCUCAACAGACACAUGAAGUACCACACAGGGGAGAAACCUUUCAGCUGCUCCGUCUGUGGGAAAGGCUGUGCUCAGAAAACAGACCUAAAGAAGCACAUGAGAGUUCACACAGGAGAGAAACCCUUCAGCUGUCCUUUCUGUGGAAAGUGCUGUGCAGAAAAAGGAGACCUAACCAAACACAUGAGAGUCCACACAGGAGAAAAACCAUUCAGCUGUAAUAUCUGUGGGAAAAGCUGUGCCCAAAAGGGGAGCCUGAAGAUCCACAUGAGGGUUCACACAGGAGAAAAACCGUUCAGCUGCUCUGUUUGUGAGAAACGUUUCACUGUUACGGGACAUCUAAAGAGACACAUGAAGCUGCACACAGCAGAGAGUCAUCCGCCUGGGUCUGCAGAGUCACAUUCAGGCAAAGUAGAAAACGAUGAGUCAGCAAACACAUCGUGAUUCACAAUGGCCUUCUCUGACUGAUCAGCUGUUGCUGGAAAUGGAACUGAUAAAACAUACAAUCAUUUACAAUGAAGAGGAUACAAUGAGCGAGAAUGUUUCUUUGUUCUAGAACCAAAUCAAAACAGGCUUAAAAAAGGUGGUGAGUUUUGAUAGGAGCGUAACAGUUUGUAAGAGAUGCAUUCACAGCUCCUGGUCAAAAGACAAAGCUUGAUGUCCUAUUUAUUAAAAAGUGCAGGGGAAAAUAUGUUUCACAGGAAUCUGAAAGGUUUGAAAAAAAAAAAUACAUCCUCAUAUGCACUUUUUUCCAGAUGCAGUGUUCCCUUUAAUAAACCACCAGGAAGGGCAUUUAUGUGGAUCAGCCUUGUAUUCACUGGCAAACUCUCACAUUCAACUGUAAUUGUUCAAGAAAAAGGUCUGCAUGCACAAGUGUUAUUGCAGUAUUUGUACGUUUGCAACAAUCAGAUUUAUUAUUGUAGGGUCAAAGCGCUUUUGGUUGACUGUUGUUGUGAACUUGCGAUUAUUUAAUUAAAAUUAAACUCAACAAAUCUGCAGCUUUCCAAAUGAAUGUUGCGAUAUUGUUUGAAAUUGAGGCUUUGAUUAAUCUGGUUUAACUUUUCUUUUUUUAAUAUCGUGAACAUGGGCCUUUAUGAUCAGAACAAGGAUGUAAUAAAUUGUAGGCAUCCAGAUGUGGAGAAGGCAAAGUCAGGUUUUGUAGAAAGGUCACAUCACAAUUACAUCAAGAUUUUAGAAAUGGGAGUGGGAAGUGCCAUAAAUGUUGUUUAUAAAUGAGAACCUAGUUGUUUGGUUUGUGUUGGAUAGGCACAACAUCUGACUCAAAUGAAGGGGCACUGAAGUCCAAAGAGAAAAUUUGUGGUUUUAACGUUUAGUUGCCACAUUCUCAGUUGAGUUUGUACUAAAGAACGGCCUGCAAACCACUUAAUGAAGAGCUUGGUAGGAAUCAUCAGUAGAUUCAUGGCUCAAGUUCUACUUAAUUAUAUAAAUGACAUAUCAUGUGCUUAAAAAAAGUCUUCACUCUGCUGUCCUGCUACAGAAACCGCUUUAGUGAAGGUUAUACAUUGCAUGCUGUAGGUACGGCGCUGCAGCGGUUUGAAUCAUAUAUAUGUAAUGGACUGUAAAUGGGAGUUCUCUUCACACACUAAGGUUAAUUAUGGAGUUCCAGAUUAAUUAUGAUACUGCCCCUGGGAUAGCACACAUUUUCACUGCGAUGCAGACGAUACCCAACUUUGUUUAUCCAUGAAAACUGAAAAAAUUGAAUUGAUCUGUUUCAACCUCUGUGGACCUACAAUGUUCAAUAGCCUGAUAAAGCCUGUGUUACAUGUAUGUGAGGAAAAACAGAAUUUAUAUAUCACAACAACAAAUCACAACAGCAGUCGCCUCAAUGUGCUUUAUAUUAUAAGAUGAAGAUCUAACGAUAAUCGUAUUCACUGUCUCUGAGGCUCAGACUGACUUUCUGUCAGAUUUAUGGAAACGUAAGUUUGGGUUUGAAAAGGAUUCUGGAAGAAUCAGGUCUCCAGCUCAUUUUAUAUCCACAGCUGUAUAAAUCAAAGUUUA